Melanaphis sacchari is the source of this 548-nucleotide messenger RNA. RefSeq lists its product as uncharacterized. The annotation marks the transcript as partial. Lineage: Eukaryota; Metazoa; Arthropoda; Insecta; Hemiptera; Aphididae. The record is from RefSeq and is a predicted model, not a curated record. The transcript has 4 exons.
AAAUAAUGGCAAUAAUAUUAAAAAUGUCCUUUAAUUUGAUUCUUAUUGGAGCACUUGUCAUCGAUGUUAUGUCUUUCAAUCCGCUGUUAACAUACACUGUGCGUUUUAAAAAAAUAUCUGUAAAACCCAACAUCACUAUAAAUAAUUAUUCGAUCGAUCAAUACAAAGAUAUUCAAUAUUUAAAUGGAGAUGUUACAUUAAAUACGAAAGAACAAAUCAACAAAGUAGUUGCAAUAUUAAAUCGUUGUGACCCAGAUGGUAUUAACUGCGAAUACUUCAAAACAUUGACAUUUACAGAUGUCUGUAGACAAUUAAAGGAAAAGAAUCAAAUAUGGUCACGAUUGUACGAUUCAUUUGAUCCACCGGCACGUUGUCCAUUAGAUAAAGUAUAUUAUAAAAUUAAAAAUGCAACUUUUGAUGUUGAUAUAUUAACUCUGUUGUAUCCUCAAGUAAAGAAUUACCAAUGGAAAAUUAUCCAAAACGCAUAUGCUGAUGAUACAUUUAUUGGUAGCUACACUAUUGAAAUAUAUUUUUUUGGUUAUAGGAAA